Messenger RNA from Meriones unguiculatus (Mongolian gerbil), 2262 nucleotides. RefSeq names its product LSM12 homolog (gene Lsm12). The record is from RefSeq and is a predicted model, not a curated record. Lineage: Eukaryota; Metazoa; Chordata; Mammalia; Rodentia; Muridae. The coding region runs from base 82 to 669 and encodes 195 amino acids. Gene Ontology annotation, molecular function: RNA binding. The transcript is spliced from 5 exons.
CGCGUCGCGUCGCGGCGCUUACUGGGGGCCCGGCUUUCGCCCGCUGCUGCCGCCGCCGCCGGCCGCGGCUGCUCUCCCAAGAUGGCGGCUCCUCCGGGCGAGUACUUCAGCGUUGGCAGCCAGGUGUCGUGCCGGACGUGCCAGGAGCAGCGGCUGCAGGGCGAGGUGGUGGCUUUUGACUACCAGUCCAAAAUGCUGGCUCUGAAAUGUCCCUCUUCCAGUGGAAAGCCCAACCACGCAGACAUCUUGCUUAUAAACUUACAGUAUGUUUCAGAAGUGGAAAUAAUUAAUGAUCGAACAGAAACCCCUCCUCCCCUAGCUUCACUCAAUGUUAGUAAGCUUGCCAGCAAAGCACGGACGGAGAAGGAGGAGAAGCUGAGCCAGGCCUAUGCAAUCAGCGCUGGUGUCUCCCUGGAGGGCCAGCAGCUCUUCCAGACCAUUCACAAGACCAUUAAAGACUGUAAAUGGCAAGAAAAAAACAUCGUAGUCAUGGAAGAAGUUGUUAUUACACCCCCAUAUCAAGUGGAAAAUUGUAAAGGCAAAGAGGGGAGUGCACUGAGCCAUGUACGCAAAAUAGUUGAAAAACAUUUUAGAGAUGUGGAAAGCCAAAAGAUACUGCAGCGUUCACAAGCCCAACAACCACAGAAGGAGGCUGCCCUGUCAUCCUGAGUCCACAAAUAUGGAGGACUCUUCCAGCAUCCAGCCACAGAGAUGGUGGUGGUGGUGGCGGCUUCGGCAGAGGCAGGCCGGGGGAGGGAAGGGAUCCUAUAUUUCUUGCUGACUCUUAUUAAAGGGUCAGUGUUUCAAAAAAGAAACAAAAACAAAAAAAAAAACAAACAAAAACCUAGACUUGAACAAACACCCAACAAAAAAAGAACAAGAGAAUAAUUGAAAAGUUGAAUCAUUACUUGACUAACAGACUUUGGCCCACCAUGUCCUUUUUACAGCCCCUUCUGGAGCAGUCAUCUUGUUAGUUUUAUUUUUGCAAAUUCCUUUUCACUCUGCCCUUCAUCUAUGACUUUCCUUUCCUAGUCUGUUUCUGCCAUUUUUGUUUUUAUAAGUGGAUAUACUUGCCUUCUGAAUGAUUGAAAGAAACUUUUACAUCUUUUCUUCCAAAAUAAAAGUAACAAGCUGACUGUGAUUCUAAAGUUGAGACCAGAGCAGAAGACAGAGGUCUCACUUUAAAUUUUUUCAUUUUUUUUCUUUGACUUUUUUUUUUUUUUUUUUUUUUUGCACAGGGCAUGGCUUGAAUUAGUUUUAUUUUUCUUAACUUUAAAUAUAUAUAUGGAAAUAUAUAUUAAAAUGUUCUCUAAGUAUUUUCUGCUUCUUGCAGGUCUCUUUUUACUAGAUCAUGGCCACUCUUCCCACCUCUGAAAACAAAAAUGUGUUGUCCUUUCCUCCACCCAGAGCCUGACGGUUAACUUGACUUAGUUCACAGCGAGGAUCUCCUGCAGCCCUGCAGAGCCAAUGUGCACAUGGGAUUUGGCCUUGAGGGUCCUGAUGGCUUUCUGGUCUUUAACUGUAUGUACCUGUCUCACAUUUGGUCCCAACCUCAGGACUCCCUCUGCCUUUGUCUUCAUGGUACUAGACGAACUCUCACCACUCUCCACGCGGGAGUCAGCGCCCUUCCCCCUGUGCCUCUGCAGGAAGAACUCGCCUGCCUGGCACACCUCAGCUCUUCCUCCUCUGGGCUGAUUUUCUCUUCUAAGAAACCUGGACUCCAUCUGCCCUGACCUUUCUUAAGUCCAUGUCCAGAGCCUCUAGCCCAGGAAAAAGCUUGAAUAACCUCUAGUUUCUCUUCUACCAUUCUGCUCUUCUGCCCCGUCCUACCCCCUGAAAUCUUACAAGCUAAUGACAGUUUGUAUGUGCUCAGCCAAUGGGCAGAAAACCUGGAAAGAAUUUCUGGACUUUAGCCCACCAGUUUGCCUGGUCUGACUAACCUGCUGAGAGCCGAAACUGGUACUUGUUGCCCCUGCACCUCCCGGGUAGCCUCGUGGGGCAGAGUGCCAUCACCUGAAUAUCAGGCACUGAGUGGACAUGGUGAUGCUCAUGUGACUGGCUAGAGCUUUGGGGGUAGGGUGGGGCUAAAUUUUUUUAUUUUUAUUUUUGGCCAUGAUCUCUUUUCCCUUCCUUUUUUUUUUUAAUUAAAUAAAUGGAUCAAAAUUAAAUAAUUCAAGCCCUGCCUUCAAAAUGGAAAGAACUUUUUUUUUUUUUUAGUAUUGUUUAGCAAAAACAAUAAAACCCAGAAUUUUUUAACCAUCA